Messenger RNA from Sebastes umbrosus (honeycomb rockfish), 1310 nucleotides. Its product is annotated as SLAM family member 9-like. The record is from RefSeq and is a predicted model, not a curated record. Lineage: Eukaryota; Metazoa; Chordata; Actinopteri; Perciformes; Sebastidae. Bases 414 to 1310 code for a protein of 298 amino acids. The transcript has a single exon.
UUCUGGCAGGGAUGAGUCCAGGUGAAGGAGAGAGAGAGACCAGAGCAACGCUUGAUUGGGGCUUUUAUGCUCAGGGCGCACCAGCAUCAGGUGCUCUGCAUCACGCAUCUUCUCCCUUGAUACCUUCAAGGACACAGGGAAAGAAUAAAUGGCAAAUCCACACUGGCAUCUCAGUAGUGAGGCUGUCACACUAUACCACCCCCCCGGAGAUAUGACGCGUUGAUGGCGCGUGACCCAGCCUCCUUUUAACAGAACUUCAUGGUGACUUCUGCUUUCGUUUUCUCAAAAGCCAGCAGAAGGCAGGAAGGAAGGAUGUGAACGCACUGCUGAAGGGUGGCGAGCUAAAAAAGAACCGUCGUUUCUUACUGACUAUUAAGAUUGAUAUCCUCCCCGUGGUGUAUUGAUCCGUGGACAUGAUGGGGAAACUGACCGGGUUGUGUGUGUUGUUGUUGGUGCUGAACGUCGCUGUAACCGAGGAUACUGUAACUACGGUGUACUUCGCGGAUGGUGGAGAUCUAACGUUAGAAGUGAGGCCUCCUCUUCCGGAUCACAUCAACAUCAUCUCUUGGAUAUUCAACGGUUAUCUGCUGGCUGAGUGGGUGGAAGAUGAGAGUUAUUACCUCAGAAUUAAAGGACGAGCAAACCUCACCACAGAGACUGGACAGCUGAUCAUCAACAAGAUGAGCAAAGAGGACGAGGGCGUGUAUUCAGUGGAGAUCAACGACAGAGUCCAGAGUGAGAGAUAUCAAGCUAAAUUGAUCAAGAAGGUCCAGAAGCCCAAAGUACUGGAUAGAACAUUGAAUUGUAUAGCUAUAGAUCAUAGUUGUAAGUUCUCCUGUGACUCAAACACCACCGAGGCUGAACCCAUCACCUACAGCUGGAAGAAGGGAGAUGGAGAGUGGAAGGUGUCUGGGAAGGACAUCACCAUCACCAGAGAGCAUGACUCAGGUGGGAAGACCUUCACCUGCAGGAUGGAGAACCCAGUCAGCCGGGAAGAAAGUGACCCGCUCUACAAAAAGCUUUUUACAUACAACACUGCUGUUGCCAUCAGUGUUCUGAUUGCGGCUGGCGCUGUGGCUCUGGCUCUGGUUGUGGUUGUGGUUCUGUCUGUGGUUCUGGUUGGUUUGAUUGAGGCAUGUGAAAAGAAGAUAUUCCUCUUCAAGAAUCGAAGAACCAACAUCACUGAUCCUGCACAUGGAAAUGGACAGCCAACUUCUCAUCCUAGUGACAGUUCACCUAAUCCAGCUGAGAUCGUACCACUUCAGGCUAACCCACAAGACACAAAGUCAGACGCCAAAGAAACUGCAUGA